Molecule: messenger RNA, 7517 nt
Organism: Poecilia latipinna (sailfin molly)
Lineage: Eukaryota; Metazoa; Chordata; Actinopteri; Cyprinodontiformes; Poeciliidae
Gene: spef2
Product: sperm flagellar 2
Exons: 46
Coding region: 115-5295 (1726 amino acids)
Biological process (GO): sperm axoneme assembly
Cellular component (GO): sperm midpiece; manchette
Molecular function (GO): protein binding
Source: RefSeq, a predicted model, not a curated record
ACAAGGUGAAACUGAAGUUUCCUUCGGUGUUGAAUUUUGCAACGAUUAUAUUAUCUAAAAAGGAGACACUUCUCAUUUAGUUCCUUAUGAGGUGAUAUUUAUUCAUCAGAGACAAUGUCAGAUAUUUUGUGCUCGUGGCUGAACCGUGAACUGAGGCUCUCUGAAACCGUAGACGCCAGGAACGUUUCCAAGGAUUUCUCAAAUGGUUACCUAUUCGGAGAGAUACUUCAUAAAUAUCAGAUGCAGGAGGAUUUUCAUAUGUUUCUGAAAAGCGAUUCCUCCAACGCCAAAACCAAUAACUUUUCUCGGCUUGAGCCAAGUUUUAAGCUUCUGGGGGUCAGCUUCAAUAAGAGCACAGCCCAAGAUCUGAUGAAGGAGAAGCACGGUGUCGCCACAAACCUUCUUUACCAGCUCUACGUCGCACUAGAAGAGAAGAAGCCUGCAGGAAUCAGCCGGGUGGUGAAGCUGCCCACCCUGCAGAAAAGGGAGUCUGAAAUCCACUCCAAUCAACGUCCUCCGGCGGUGUCAGCCAAAGCAGACCAGGGUCUUCCGGAAAUUACUCAGGAUAAUGAAGGUAAAGACCACCAACCGGAUGAUUUGUCUAAGGAGAUCCCACCUCUUCAACAAACGAAGCUACCCAAAAUCCAAGAUGAGAGAAAACUAGAAAAGAGCGAGAAGGGUGGUCUUCAGAAGUUCGAUGACUUGAUUCUGACCAAUACGAAGCUGCUAAAGCCACUGCACUCAAAUGCAGAUCUCAGGAAAAAAAGGAAGCAGGAGCAGCUCAGAGAAAAAGAAGUUCAGAUGGUCCAGGCUGAAAUAGCCAUAUUCGAGGAAAAACAGCACAAACUUGCUAAAUCUAGUUAUGUGACCUUGUCAAGCCCCAGUGACCAAUCCAUCCCUGUAGACUCUUCCCUUAGUGCCGUCAUACAGGAGGCCGAAGUCCCUGCAGAUAAACCAGAUAAAGUGGCAUUACAGUCCAAUACCAAGUACAUACAGGGCAUCCGGCAGCAGCUGAAGGAGAGCGCUGUGGCUCGAGAGGAGAGACAAAAACGAGUAGACAGAUUUCUGAUGGAGCAGUAUAAAGCGCGUGAAUCUCAGCAGGAGGCGCAGCUUGAAGAGCAAAUGGUGCGUCGUCUGACUCGCCAGACGCAGCAGGAGCAGCGUUUGGCUGAACAACUGAUGCAGAUACGGAGGCAGAAAGAGGUGAUUUUGGAGAAUCGCCUGUUCAGAGAGGAGCAGUACAGGCGUCAGAGAGAAAAGGAUUUUAGGGAAGCUCUGGACAAGGAGGCGGUUCUGGCUGAGCAUGCCAAAUUGGCUCGAGCAGAAGAGAUCGAAAAGGAGAUUGAAUUUUGCAAGAUGGUAGCUGCAGAGCGUGCUCUCGAAAAACACUUGAAGCACUACGGCAUCUGCUCAGAGAUUUUGGGACAGAUGGUGGACAUGGCAAUCACAGCCGGAGAAUAUCGCCAUAUCACAGAGAAUCUUGUUCCAGAGAAGAAGUAUAAAGAGUGGAAGGAACUGUUCAUUCAGGGUGUUCCCUUCUACGAGCCACAGGAAGACAUUGAGCCAGAGAUUGGAUUCUUGGCAGCAUUAAGCCCCUCGGAGGUUAAGAAAGAAGAGGUACUCAACAACCUGGAUUAUGAUGAAUACACUAAUAUGGUUGGUGUGUGGAUGUGGUCAAAGGAUAUAGAAGAAACAAAGUUACCACCGAGCUCCAACGACAUUCUCGCAUAUGCUAUCCAUCGAAUUAAAAAUAUUGCUCAUCCAACCGUUGUGGAACCGGCCACGACCACUCCUCUAUUUUCUAUCAAGUCCUGCAUCCAGGGCAAGGUUUGCCAAUGCAAGAGCAAAUGUAUGGCCAAGAUUGCUGAAGCGCAUGGCGUCACUGUGUUGUCGCCUGACACACUGGUUGAAGAGGCGCUGAGGUCUGUUAGAGAAGGAGAGAAGGCUGCAGAUCAGCAGGAGGAGAAGGAGAACGAGCCGUUCUCUAAAUCCCCCACACCAGUUCCGUCAGAGAGCGGUCGACUUUCACUGGACGAUAUUUCACGGUGGUAUUCUAGCAAACUAGAAGAAAAAAGAGAAUGUGUUAACAAAAUGGCCUCGAUUGCAGCGUCAGUAGAAAGGGAGCUGAGGAAAGGAAAUGCCAUUCCAAAUGAGCUGAUAGUGGACAUUUUAGUUGAAGCAAUCAGUCAGGUUCCAGCUCAGACAGGUUGGAUCCUGGAUGGCUUUCCAAGUAACAUCACUCAAGCCCAAUUGCUGGAGAAAGCUUUGGGUGGGUUUGUGGAAGAAGAACAGAGCACUGAAGUCAACACAUUUGAACUUGUUCCUAAUCCAGAGCACCUCAAACCACCAACACCUACUCUGCCUGUGCUGGACGUGGCUCUUCUGCUGGAUAUAUCUGAUGAGUGUGUGAUUAGAAGGGCAUCCUCUGGUAAAGAUGCUGCUGCUGCUGCUACCGCAGUACCCUCCCAGCCAGCAGCCACCAUCAGGUGGUCUCCACACAUUACACACAGGAUUGCAGCUUUUCAGGAAACCUGGCCAGAGCUAGAGAAGUGGUAUGGUGAGAAGCAAAACAUUUUGGUUAAUGUCAACGCUGAUGUGGAAGAGGGGGAACUUUAUAGCAAAGUGGAGUCUGCCCUGUGUGAGGUUAUGAAAGAGCAAGAAGAAGCUCCUGCUGAAGAGGAAAUCCCAAAAGGUCUGGAAACAAGAAGGAGUUCUAGAGCCAUGAGGCGGGGAAGAGACUCCAGUGCUGGGUUUCAUUCUGCUGAAGAUGGUGUGUUAGAUUACCUACCAAGAAGGAGAUCCAGCUCCAUCUUUAAGGCAAAGCAAGUCGCCGUUGAUCUUGGUGAAGAUAUGUCGGACAGCACAAGAAGCAUAGAGAGAAGGAGUUCUACAAGGUCCCUCUCCAGCCUCAGGAGGGGAAAAGACACAAGGUUUUCUGACACUGUGUUAUCGUCCACUGGGUCUAUUGACGGACUCAACGACAGCACCCAACCGCCAGGAUCAUUCGCAUUAAAUCCGCUCUACGUAAAUGAGCCUUUGUCUCCACAAGUACCUGAGUACCUGUGUUCACACUGGAAAGAUGUCUGUCAAUCUUAUGUAAACGGCAUAAAGCAUGUAAUGCAGCAGCUGCGUUUACAGCUCACUCUUAUUGAUCGCCACCUCUUCAAAAUCAGAGAAAGAUACAACCACUUUCUGACUUGCCCUGACUUGAAGCAGGAGUUAGUUUCUCAGUGGCAGAAGGUCUUCAACAGCGUACCAGACGACAUGAGAGAAGACGAGGAGACCAAAGCGGAGCUUCAUCUGAGGCUGGAUGAGCUGCAGGAACGCCUGUGGGACAUUACCGACAAGCGUAAAGAAGAAGACAAGCAGGAGAGGUCGGCUUUCAUGUAUGAUGGAUGGCUGGAGGAGCAAUCAGCGUUGCUCAUCAACCACUACUCUAUGAUAAUACAGACAGAAAUGAACCGUUUCCGUGAAACACUCUGUACCCUGGAGGUCUACUACUGGGGCAUGAACAGACAAAUACCACUUAGGAUAUCUCCCAAAGAUUUCACUAUCACACUGCUGAAAGAAACUGGAGCUGAAGAUCAGGACAACACUAUGGAGCCAGUGAGCAGUGGUGUGAAGGACCAGGCAAGCGAUAAAAAACUACCCCCUGACCCCACGAAGUCUUCCUCUAAGCUGAUAGAGAAUUUAUUUCGGGGGAAACUUUUAAGAGACUAUGAAGAGGCUCUUCAAGCUAUUCAAACUAUCAAGGACAUGGUGUCAGUAGAAUUCCAGCAGAGAGAGGCAGAAGUGCCGGAAGAGGUCGCAGAAGAAAAAGAGACCGUAUCAAAGAAGACAAGUCCAAAAAGUUCUAAAAAGGAAAAGCAGUCACAAAAAAAGCAAGCAGCAUUACCUCCACCAGUAGUGGAGAUUCCACCCCCAAAACCUCCAGAAAAAACUCAAGAACAAGAAUUGAGAGAGAAAAUAUAUAAAGAAUUUACAGCUGCUGUGACUCAUGAGGAAAAUUCAAUCAAGGUUCGUCUUGAGCUGGUGAAAGACCGCGGCCUGGCGAUGGUCAACUCCCUGGAAAACAAAGUGCAUGAGACUUUUAACAAAAUGGAGAAGCAGUUUGAAUCAUUCUAUCUGUCGGAAAUGGAGUGUAUUGACCAGCUUGGAGAAGUGGUUCGCCACCACAUAGAGGCUUCCAGUAAGCUGCAGUACGAGCUGGUGAUGGAAGACCGUGACUUCUAUUUGAACGGAGACUGUCUGUUGGUUCCGGGUGUGGUUCUCCCCCCGCGUCCACCUCCUGUGGAGAGACCAAAUCGGUCCAUACUGACGGUUGCUCAGUUGGAAUCACUCUUCAAUCAUCUGUUCAACAUGGCUCCAUCAGGCUUUAUGUCCAGCUCUGACUUCUUUUAUUUUUUCCAAGAUUUGGUCUCUAACAGCUCAGGCAGGAGCAUCGUGCCUGAGGCCUGGACAGAUAUGAUUGAAAUGCAGCUGUUAGAGAUCAAUUUUUUGCUAACUGAUGAAUGUGAGCUGAUCGACUGGCGGCGCUUUCUGCUCAGCGCUACUCUGCCGUGGCCGCUUCCCUCUCUGUCACAGCUGCUGUAUUUGCUGAAACAAUAUAAGGAAGCAGAUAUUGAUGACACUGGAUAUAUAAACGAGGAACAGUACCUACAGAUAAAGUUGUGGUUUUCUGGUCAGAGCGUCCAGAAGGUCCCUGAGGACCCUUUAGAGCCUCUCCCCUACGACCGUUCACGCAACCUGCAGAAGUUCUUUUUCCAGAUGUUUGCAGACCAUUCCUUCUCUCCUCCUCUGCUGGAUUAUCUGUCCAUGCUGCAGUACUUUGCAGCCAGCCCAAUCCCCAAACAGGGUUUUAUCAGAGCACUUAGUGUAGUGUUGGGGAAACAUCUCCAGCAGCCUCUACUGAGCCUUCUUGUAAAUUCUCUGCCGGGCACGGAAGAAACCGUAGAGCCCACAACCUUCAGGUUCACCGAAGACUACAAAGAGGAGGAUGCUCUGUUUUCGUCUUGCAGUUUUUUUAAGGACGAGGAAGUUCCCAUUUCUGCUCUGCUUAAUGUCGCCUGCCACAAACUCACCAAGAUGGGGGGCAUCGCCCUUCCUGCAGGGAGCAUGACUUACGAACAACACAGACAGAAUCUUGAGAAUGUGUACACUGAGAUGGGAUACGAAUGCAAUGAGUCGGUCCCAUUCUCUGUUAUUUGUAAGCAUCCAUACACCCAAAUGCUGAUGGAAACUUCAACAAACUUCCAGCUCAUUAAUAUUCUGAAUACUACUGUCCCAUCACGAUGAAAGGGAAUUCGAGCCGUUUUUGUUUAAUCUUUACUUUGUUGUUAAAUAAACAGAAAAUGCAACCAUACCUUCGCUGACUGAAGUGGUUUAAACUGAACUGAAAUUUGGGAUUACGUCAUGUUUGAAACGGCAAUCACCUCAGUGACGGCAGGAAUGACCUCCUUAGCUUGCCCUUUCUCUCCGUCACGCACUCCUGCAGUUCUUCUGAGCGACUUGUUUUUCUAAUGGCCUGCCUAACAGAAGCAGCAUCCUUUGUGCUUACAAUGAGAGCAUUGUCCAGGAUAACCUGCAUGCCAAGCUUCUCUGGCUACGACCGGCCAAAGCACAUUCAACUCCCAACAGAGUUCAUUCUGCAGAGCUUCUUAUUGGUUUAGAAAAAGGACAUUUACCUAUUUGUUUAUGGUUUACUCCCAAGGAGAAGGACUUUGUAGGUUUUUUAAGAAGGUAGUAAAGAAUAUGUUUGUAGGCUUUUUGAAGGUAUUUUGUGUCUAUUUGAAAAAGUCUUCUAAACUCCAGUGAUGAUCCAGUUCUGUGUCUAAAUCAACUGAGAAAAAAACUGCAUGCUUGAGGUUUAAUGUAUUUUCUAACAUUUAUUUAGCUUUGUGCAUUUAUCUGUCGGACAAAAAACAUCAGCAAGUCACUGUGUUUGUUUAAACAUUCACUAUAACUUUAACGGCUUGUCUCUGGUUCCAUUUUCAUUUUUUUUGUCCUCUUCUUUAAUGUGUUCAUUACAUUUACAUGCCUGCAAAAGCAGCAACGCCGCUCUGUGCUGCUGAAAACAGAGCUGUGUGAAAUUAUGCGAUCCCUUACAGAUUUCUUUGGUUUUUGAUUUUUGUAGAAAGUUAUUUUAUUUUCAUUUAUUUUUCAUUCUUAUUUUAGGCAUAGGAUUUAUCUUGUUAGGAUUUCCUUUUCCCUCUUGUGUCAUCCUUAUUUCCCUCAGUCUCCUGUUCACUCCACUUCUCCAGCUGCUGGUUAUUUACCUCAUCCCCGCCGCCUUCCCAGCUGCAGCAAGUUUCCCUAAUGACUCCCUCCUCUGUAUAUUUACCUUCCAGACUCAUUGCUCUCCACUGGUUCCCCCAUUAAUCUGCUUCUUUCUGUUGCACCUUCUUGCCUUUCAGCCAUAUCUCUAGUUGCCCACUGGUUCUCAGUUCAGUUUUUUUGACAAAAAGACUUGCGCUCCAGACCAUCACAUGCUGCUAAUAACAGCAUGGGGAUUGCUUUUUGGACGAUCUUUCUUCUGGCUCUUCCUCUGCUUCACUCUGCCAACAUCCUGACGGUCUGUCUGAUUGGAGGAAGUCACUUCUUGUUGUUGGAUGAAAUUCCUCAUACCUUGCAUCAGCAAGGUCAGGAGGUUCGCAUGUUCUUGCAACUUGGUAACCCAGUUAUCACAGACUUUUCCUACGCUGCUCGUGUAGAUAGUUACAAGAGAAGCACAUGGUCAUUAGGAGAAAAGUACAUAAAAGAAUAUAACGACUGGUUUCUGGAGCGACACAGUUUUUACUUGAAAGGGAGAACUUUAAUGACUUUCUAAACUUAAUGGCUCAUCUGUCCUUCCAGUGUGAAAUGCUGUUGGAGGAGGAAAAGGUAAUACAUUUCCUCCAGUGGGAGCGUUAUGAUGUUGCCAUCUGUGAUGCUUUUAACCCAUGUUCCUUCAUCCUGGCAUGCAGACUCUGUAAUUCACUUGUUUCUAUUACUUAAUCAUGUAUUGUAAUCAAAGUGUUAAAGCAUGCAGUUUAAGCCAGAUAUUGGUUUUAAUAUUAAAUAUUUCAUCUCAAUAUUUAAUAUUAAAUUGAACCAAACUUUUCCUGUUUUGGGUCAGUUGAUUACAAGAAUUAUUUCAAUUUCCCAAAGGUCAGAAUAAUCAAGAACUUUUCAUUACUUUUAAACUUUGUAACUUGUGUAACUUUGUAACAGUGGGUGGAGCACAUUGUGAACAGCUGGGGUGGCGCUCACCUAAGGCCAGCUUCACUAACACAGCCAUGGUACCAGAGAUACAUGUUAGAUUUGAUGGUUCUCCUCUGUUUGGGAUUCCUUGCACCUCUAAUUCUCGGCUGGGUUUUGUGCAGGAACAAAAACAACAAGAAAAAACACAAAAAAGAACAAUAGAGGUGUCAAAGUUGUUGUCCUGAACACUUUGGUUCCACAUCUCUGUUCUAUUUUAGUAAAAACACCUUCCUCUGUUCAUGUUGCUCAGAUUAUGCUUAAUAAACCAUAGUUGCUGC